Molecule: messenger RNA, 1095 nt
Organism: Postia placenta MAD-698-R-SB12
Lineage: Eukaryota; Fungi; Basidiomycota; Agaricomycetes; Polyporales; Adustoporiaceae
Exons: 7
Coding region: 1-1095 (364 amino acids)
Source: RefSeq, a predicted model, not a curated record
AUGGCAGCCAACUUCUCUAGUGUCCCUGUCCUUGACUACUCUCUCGUAUCGGACCCGGAGCGCAGGCCGGAUUUCAUUUCCCAGCUACGCCAUGCGCUGAUCAACGUCGGAUUCCUGUAUCUCUCACAUCCUCCCGUCGCACGCGAGGACAUCGACGCGAUCAUUGGCUAUGCGCCACGGCUGUUCGACCUCCCGCAGGAGGCGAAGGACAAGAUCAACAUGAGGAACUCGGAGCACUUCUUCGGGUACACGAGGCUCGGUGCAGAGAUCACCAAGGGCCAGACAGACCAGCGCGAGCAGUAUGACUUCGCCACGCCGUACGAGAAGCGGUGGAAGCCCGGCGAUCCCGAGUAUAUCAGGCUAUGGGGCCCUGCUCAGUGGCCUGACGAGGAGCUGCUGCCCGGAUUCAAGGACACCAUGCAUCGAUACCUCGCGCAAGUCGAGAAGCUCAGCUAUGAGUUCAUCGGGUUGCUUGCGGAGGCGCUCGAGCUUCCGCAGGAUGCCCUCAAGCAGUUCUACGAGAAGGACGGUCCGACGCAGCAUCGUGCCAAGGUCGUGAAAUAUCCCCCACAGGAUAACCUUUCGUCCAACCAGGGCGUUGGUCCCCACUUCGACGGUGGCUUUCUGACAUUCCUUCUCCAAGCAUCUCCGCACCCGGGCUUACAGGUGCAAAAUCUUGCUGGCGAGUGGAUUGAUGCUCCGCCCAUUCCCGGUACCUUCGUAGUCAACAUUGGCAAAGCCCUUGAAACUGUUACUCAAGGCCUUGCGUGUGCGACGUCCCAUCGGGUCCUCUCGCCUCCUCCUGGUUCAACGCCGAGAUAUUCCGUGCCGUUCUUCCAGAACAUUGCACAGCGAGUCUCAAUCAAAGAUUUUACGCUACAGUUCAACCCUGAGAUCCUCAAACUCAAGGAACAACGCGGGGCCACUGGUAGUGUUGAAUCUGUCAACUAUACCGAGUACAACCAGCUUCCCUCUGGUCUUGUCGGACUGAUUGGCCGGGUCAAGAGUCAUCCAGACGUCGCAGAGAGGCACUAUCCAGAUCUUUUCAAGCAAUUCUUCCCACAGGGGUUGCCCGCGCAAGGCAGCGCGUACUGA